AUGGCUAAUAUUACGAUCACGAUAUCAGUCGUCAAUACGUCCCAGUCUGUCGCCGAGCUAGCUGACAAGCUUGUCUCCAUCCAUACACUCAGACAGAAGAAAGCACUCCCUAAGCCAGUCAUUUACAUCGAUCUUGAAGGUUCGAACCUAUGUCGUGAAGGCUCAGUCUCUAUCUUGACCCUUCUCGUCGACCUAGAGACCUCACUGAAGCUGGCCUACCUUAUCGACGUUCACACACUGGGCGAAGGAGCAUUCAACACAGCAGGUGUAGGGAAAACCACCCUAAAGGAAGUAUUGCAGGAUGAAGAGAUCUUCAAGGUCUUCUUCGACGUUCGUAACGACUCCGACGCAUUGUUUCCUCAUUAUGGUAUCGCCCUUGCCACACAAGAGACUACUGGAUCGAGAAGAUACCUCAACGGACUGAAGAGAUGUUUCGAGACAACUUUGCCGGGUGCAUUCUCCCAACACCGAUUAGAUUGGUUAAAAGCCAAGAAUACGGGAGAGAAACUGUUCGAAGCCGACUACAAGGUAUUCAACGAGCGACCGAUCCCAACACCAAUCAUUGCAUACUGCGAAGGCGAUGUCCGAUGCCUUCCCCAAAUACGUAACAGACUGAUGGUGGGGCAGUCCCAGCGUUGGCAUGACCUUGUGCUUGACGAAAUAAAGAAACGCGUUGCAUCGACUCACGCGCUGGACUAUCAGCCUCAUAGCAAAGAUAGGGUUCUAGCUCCGUGGAGUUCUGAACAGAACGUAGCGUUGGACAGAUUAAAUUGUGAACCUACCAUGGAGGAGUGCUUAGAGGCGUUGUAA
Alternaria alternata is the source of this 810-nucleotide messenger RNA. RefSeq lists its product as hypothetical. Bases 1 to 810 code for a protein of 269 amino acids. Gene Ontology annotation, biological process: nucleobase-containing compound metabolic process. Gene Ontology annotation, molecular function: nucleic acid binding; 3'-5' exonuclease activity. NCBI's taxonomy places the organism in Eukaryota, Fungi, Ascomycota, Dothideomycetes, Pleosporales, Pleosporaceae. The transcript is spliced from 3 exons. The record is from RefSeq and is a predicted model, not a curated record.